This is a messenger RNA of Gadus chalcogrammus (walleye pollock), 2334 nucleotides long. Its product is annotated as myelin-associated glycoprotein-like. The record is from RefSeq and is a predicted model, not a curated record. The transcript has 10 exons. Bases 344 to 2188 code for a protein of 614 amino acids. NCBI's taxonomy places the organism in Eukaryota, Metazoa, Chordata, Actinopteri, Gadiformes, Gadidae.
UCUAUAUCCUAUAUAGUAUGACUAUAUUAUACAUCAAAAUGUAUUAUAUGCUUCCCGCUGGUCAACUGUAGGUGACCCCAAGUUAUUUUCAGGGUAGCUGAUAAACUGCACUGCCUGUUUAACGUGGUCUGGGUGAAUAUCCUCUUCCUACUUUGCAUUUGUCUCUGAGGCCCAGUAGUGCAUGGUAUUCAUGUAGUUCAUAUUAACUUUGUAAAGUGGAAGGAAGAGCUUGAACACAUUUGUUCGAGUUAUUAUCUUAAACUGCAGGCAAAGACGUUUCCACAGACUUUAUCCGUCACACCAGCUACCUCCUCUACAAACAACGCCCUGAGAGAAACAAACUAUGAAUCUUAGAACAGCUGCAACAGGCUUUGUAGCUUUCCUUCUGUCAGUACCAGCAUUACAGGGUGACCCUUACUGGGCAGUUACUUACCCAUCUAGUAAUAUCUGUGCUUUGAGAGGAUCAACAGUUGAAAUCCGCUGCAAUUAUAAAUACCCUUACGCAAAUACAGUGGAGAAAAAACUCUGGUUUACUAAUAAACACAAUGAGCCAGUUGAUCUGAGAGAUGAUACAGACUACACAGGUCGUGUUGAAUACAGCUGUUUUAGGCACAGCUGUACCUGGAGCAGCUGUACUGGAACGUGUAAACUGAUAAUCAAAUACCUGAGACAGAGUGACUCUGCUGAAUACAAGUUUAGGAUUACAACAAACCAUGGAGGGGCAUUAAGUGGUCUCCCUGGAGUGAAGUUAUCUGUGACAGAUCACUGGAUGGAAGUGAUCAUUCUUCCUAGGCCUACCAGUCAGAACUGGUUAGAGCUGGAAUGCCACAGAAUGUGUCAUUUAACUGGUUAUCGUACGUACCGUACGUACAGUAACUGGUACAGGAAUGAAAUUCAACAACGACAUCCAGUAAUUUCCUAUCGGUUCUACAUUAACUCUGAAUACAGGGUUUCAUGUGCUGCUACAGGUUUCAAACAUCUCCCCUCUCCAUCAGUGUACGCUCCAGAGACCCCCUCAGUGGGAGGGACUCCCCCUGGUGUAAUAAAGGAGGGCAGUUCAGUGAAUCUGACCUGCACCAGCGAGGCCAACCCAGUAGCAAAGUACACCUGGUCCAAGGUUACUACAGGUCAUCCCCCCGGACACAGUGUCCAAGGACAACAGCUUUCCUUUCAUCCCAUCCAGUCUUCAGACUCUGGACAAUAUCUCUGCACAGCUGAGAAUGACCUAGGGACAAAAUCCUCCCCCAUCUCUAUUGAUGUGAAAUACGCUCCAAAGACCCCCUCAGUGAGCGUGAGACCCCCUGGUGGAAUAAAGGAGGGUGGUUCAGUGACUCUGAGCUGCAGCAGUGAUGCCAACCCAGCAGCUAACUACACCUGGUUCAGGGACAACCAACCUCUGCCCUGGGAACCAAGGCGACCUUAUACCUUGGACCCAGUCUGCUCUAAAGACAGGGGAACGUACCACUGCCAAGCAGGGAACCAAUAUGGAUAUCUGGGCUCCAACUCAGUCUUCAUAGAUGUCCUGUACGCUCCAAAGACCCCCUCAGUGAGCGUGAGACCCCCUGGUGAAAUAAAGGAGGGCAGUUCAGUGACUCUGAGCUGCAGCAGUGAUGCCAACCCAGCAGCUGACUACACCUGGUUCAGGGAACAUGGAGGCUCAGUGGAGGAAUUAGGAGAGAACUACACCAUCAGUAACAUCACAACUGAGCUUGGAGGAAAUUAUUACUGUGAAGCUCAUAAUGCAGUUGGACUUCAGAAUUCAACUUUGAUGUUCCUGAAUGUGACAGCCACUCCAUCGUCACCAUCAUCAGGGCCUACAACUGUGGCAGCAGGAACUGUAGCUGUUUUACUGGCCACCAUGCUCCUCGUCAUCUUCCUCUGGAUGAGAAGAAAGAAGGCUUCUAGGAAGGCACCUGGCCAGGGAGGAAGGCCAGAUACCAGGCAGGAGUCUCCUCCGUGUCCUGUGUAUGACAACGUCUCAGCUCUGACCAAUCGCUCGGCUUCUGCAGCACGGAGAGAACCAAUAGAAGAGCAGGAUGACCCUCACUAUCCCAGCAUCCACUUCUCUCGCUCUAAGAACCAGGAAGUGCCUCGUGGGUUUGCUGGUGCUCUGGUAAAGUCUGAUCAUACAGAGCAGGUCCUUUACUCUGCCAUCAACCUUAAAAGACCCAAGGCUGUCCCUGAGUAAGCACUCCUGAUAGUUCUCAAAGAUAAACUUUGAGGGUUGAGACUUCAUCCUCCCAAGGGACAGCUUGUGGAGGCAAAGCCAUUUAUAAACAUGUACAAUUUACUGAGUUUCUUAACUUCUCUUUUUCGUUUUCACUUCUUCUUUUC